Porites lobata is the source of this 594-nucleotide messenger RNA. The record is from the annotation of a GenBank genome assembly. NCBI's taxonomy places the organism in Eukaryota, Metazoa, Cnidaria, Anthozoa, Scleractinia, Poritidae.
AUGGAGAAACAGUUUCACUUAAUUUUGAGAUACGACUUAUUGACUCUUUCAAGUUUCUUCAAACGUCUCUUGCUAAUCUUGUUGGGAAUCUUCAACCAGAUGAUUGUCACAACACAAAAGGCCAUAAUCAAAGAUAGUGAGCGAAGCGAGGGUGUAGUGGAAUUGUUAACUCGUAAAGGUGUUUAUCCUUAUGACUAUGUUUCAUCUAUUGAACGAUUCUCUGAGACACAACUCCCACCCAAAUCAGAAUUCUAUUCUCGCUCAAAUGAUGCGGAUAUAUCUGAUGCUGAUUACCAACAUGCACUCAAUGUAUGGAAUACAUUUCAAUGCCAGACUAUUCGUGAUUAUAACGAUCUCUACCUCAAGUCUGAUGUUCUCUUGCUGGCAGAUGUAUUUGAGUCAUUUAGAAAAACCUGUUUCAGACAUUACAAUCUAGACCCAGCGCAUUACUAUACGUCUCCUGGACUAGCCUGGGAUGCAUGUCUUAAAACUACUGGGCAAGAAUUACAGUUGUUGCAUGAUUACGAUAUGUGGAUGAUGUUUGAGCGUGGUAUUCGCGGAGGAAUAACUCACAUAUCGCGGCGGUAUGUUUAG